Messenger RNA from Limanda limanda (common dab), 3882 nucleotides. Its product is annotated as collagen alpha-1(II) chain. Gene Ontology annotation, molecular function: extracellular matrix structural constituent. The transcript is spliced from 57 exons. The record is from RefSeq and is a predicted model, not a curated record. Lineage: Eukaryota; Metazoa; Chordata; Actinopteri; Pleuronectiformes; Pleuronectidae. Bases 1 to 3882 code for a protein of 1293 amino acids.
AUGUCAGUUACAUUGGAUUACCUGUCAGAGAGAAACCCUGCAGACUCCGACAAUCAAGAUGCUGCUGACCAAAGCCAACCUCACAUUGUGUGGACAGCUAACACUGAAGAUGGCUCUCAAGGUAUUCCAGGCCUGGAUGGGAGGAGAGGGGAACCAGGGCCUCUGGGACCUCCAGGACUUCCCACACUUUACUUAUGGCGGAACUCUGAGGACGACUGGAUGGCUUUUAGGGCCAGAGAAACAAGCAGGGUCGAGGUGGCUGUGAAAGGCCUCAGUGUUGCUGCGCUCUCAGAACACACCGGAGGCUCUGACUGCUGCGUCCACAGAGACACAGUGAGACUCACAGUGAGGGAGGUCCAGUCUGAGCUUGACCUUGACAGGCUUGGCCGGCCUCCACCCGUAUCUCCGCUGCAGCACCAUUGCCAAGACAAAUACCUCCUGCAGCAGCAGACCUGGAGAUCAUCCUUUGCUCAAAUGCUCAGAGCUGGCUGGCCGGUGAAGCCUGGCCCACCUGGUCCCACGGGUGAGAUAGGGAAACCUGGCCUUCCAGGCGACUCUGGGCCAAGGGGCGCCCCUGGCAAGCCAGGGAGUGUGGGCAGGAGUGGCAGUCAAGGAGUGGAUGGGAGUUGUGGGCCACCAGGACUUCCUGGGCUCCAGGGUCCCAGAGGUUUUAAGGGAGAAGGGGUUUUACCAGGAGAGAAAGGUGAUGAGGGUUUAACUGGGGAGCCUGGACCAUGUGGAGACAGAGGGAGAACUGGGGCAAAGGGAUAUAAAGGGGAACCAGGAGAAGAUGGACCUGUUGGACCUCCUGGUCCUUUAGGUAAAAUAGGCACUCAAGGGCUACCUGGACCUCCAGGACCACAGGGAGACUCUGGACAUGAUGAAAUGAUGGGUCCUCCAGGAGCAGUGGGUGCACCCGGGACCACAGGUGGUAUAGGGCCACCUGGAGUUGAUGGGUUUGAGGGGGAUCAAGGUCCAACUGGUCCACGAGGUCGUAAAGGCCCACAUGGACCGUCAGGAUUAGCAGGAGCGACAGGCCCACAUGGACCUCAAGGGACUCAGGGUCAAUCAGGCAAUGGUGGCCCCUCUGGUCCAAAAGGCGAGAUGGGUGAAAUAGGACCUAUGGGGAAAACAGGAUCACCUGGCAUUGAAGGGCCCAUGAGAUCUCUUGCUGAUUUGGUGACGGUCAUCGUCCAUACUUACCUGCUACAGAGUGUAUUUCAGGCUUCAGAGGAAGGGAUGGUGACCAUGGAGAGGCUGGACCCAAAGGUGACAGAGGCCCACGAGGUGCUGCAGGAAUCCAGGGUCGUCAGGGACAGAGGGGUGAACGUGGCACCUCAGGCUUUCCGGGGGGUGAGGAUGGGGAAGCUGGUCUCCAGGGAGCAGUUGCGAGACAAGGGCCAAAGGGUCGCCCAGGACUUCCUGGCCUGUAUGGUUUACCUGGCAUUCAAGGUUUCAGAGGCCAUGUUGGGACUGAGGGACCAGAAGGAAAGCCUGGGUGCUCCUGGUUCUGCUUGCUCUACUGGCCCUAAAGGAGAAAGAACUCCUGGAAAGCCAGGUGAAAAUGGAAUCCCUGGACCAGCUGGGGAGAGGGGCUUCACAGGAAAACCAGGAAUGAUGGGCCCCCAGGGUCCAGUGGGCAUAUAUGGUUACCCCGGAUCAGUGGGUGUGACUGGGGGACCAGGCCACAUGGGACAAAGGGGAGAUGCUGGUGUCAGAGGACUUCCUGGGAGCCGUGGAAAGACUGGACCUCCAGGUCUGCAGGGCCUUCCUGGUGAGAGAGGGCCUCCAGGGCCUCAGGGCCGUCAUGGAGAGUUUGGGCCCAAAGGCAUUCAAGGGCUGCCAGGUCCUCCAGGCAAGCCUGGACCAGAUGGGGGCAUGGGGAGCCCUGGCCCUCCAGGGGGUCAGGGGUCACUAGGGCCACCAGGGUCAGCUGGACUCAGAGGGUUUCCAGGAACAUCAGGAAUAACUGGGCUGAUGGGUCAGGCUGGAGAAAAAGGAGAGCAGGGAGCAAUGGGCCCUGUUGGGAUUAUUGGUGCUCCAGGACUGGAUGGGCAGCAGGGUCCUCCAGGGAUAAGUGGAGAAGAUGGGAUUCCUGGAGAAAAAGGUGACCAGUACGACGACAGGCUUCUCAGGGACUUCCGGGUCUUCAGGGACAACCAGGACCCAAGAGACCAAAGGGAAAGCCAGGACCUCAGGGAUCCCUGGGGCUGCAGGGUGAGCCUGGCCAGAGGGGCAAAGAGGGAGAUGUUGGAGAGCCUGGAUCACCUGGGGAUCGGGGUGUUAAAGGAGCAAAGGGAUAUGUUGGAGAUCCUGGCCCAUUGGGGUCAGAGGGGCCUCCAGGAGUCUUGGGCAUUAAAGGGCGGAGAGGUUUCUGUCCUCAUCACCAUGUAUUUCUACUUUCAGGGUCAAGGCGGCCUGAUGGGAACGAUUGGACCAUCGGGCUUCUUAGGACUUCAGGGAGAUAUGGGUCCUGCUGGUUUGAUGGGGGAUGAGGGAACUCCAGGUCCUAAGGGUGUGGCAGGAAGCCCAGGUGUGAAAGGUGACAUGGGACAAUCUGGAACCCCAAGUUCAUCAGGAGUCAGAGGAAGACCUGGCAACCCUGGUGCAAAGGGAUCAUCUGGACCCGAGGGGCCGAGAGGAGAGCCUGGAGAGACAGGGCAGCAAGGAGAGGGUAGAGAUGGUCACGUGGGGCUCCAGGGCCCUCUUGGCCUUCAAGGGCCUCAGGGACCAAAAGGUGUUCCUGGACUGGUGGGAAGGAAAGGACAAAAAGGUCAAAAGGGGGAUGAUGGCAGAAGUGGUCGUCGAGGGAAGGACGGACGCACUGGAAGGAGGGGGAAAAGAGGGAAAGCUGGUAGUAGUGGUUUGAGCGGAAGACGAGGAGAAAAGGGGAAGAUGGGAGAUCUGGGUCCAUCUGGUCCUCCAGGAAGACACGGACCAUAUGGAGAACCUGGGGAUAUAGGACCAGAUGGUACUUCUGGUCGAGAGGGGUUAAAGGGAAUACAAGGCUCCACUGGAGAGCUAGGAAGAGCUGGUGAAAAGGGAGAGCAGGGCAACAUCGGCCUUCCAGGUAGACAUGGAUCUCCAGGCCUGCCUGGUCUGUCUGGUUUGUUUGGACACAAGGGUCUGCCUGGCCCACCUGGGCCCCCAGGGGCCACACUCAACCUCACCGUGACUCAGCUGAAGGAGCUCAUGUACGUGUCGGACAAGCCCAACCCGGUCCUGGUGCAGGCUCUGCUGGACUCCCUGCAGGGGGAGCUCCGCUGGUUCAUAAACCCACCAGAUGGCACCAAACUUCAUCCAGCUACUACAUGUCUGGAGCUGUGGCUGGCUCACCCAGACUCCACUAACGGGGUGUAUUACAUUGAUCCUAACCAGGGCAGCCCAGCUGAUGCAUUUCAAGUGUAUUGUGACUUCACAACAGAACCAAAGACCUGCCUGUCUCCACAGCAGACUCAGGUUCCAAUCAAGGCUUGGCUGAAGGAUUCUGGCACCAACAUGUCAUUUCACUGGUUGAGCCAGGUUGAAGAUGGCUUCCAGUUUGAGUAUCCAGGAGGAGCAGAUGUGGUGCAGAUGAGGUUUCUGCGACUGAACAGCAGAUUCUCCACUCAGACCAUCACCUACUCCUGUCAGCCAGGAAGUAAACAGAGGCACAGAGAGAGGGAAGCCAAGUUCCUGGCUGACACUCGGAGGCAGAGUUACCUGGGGGCAAUGGCAGACUGUGUGAUGUCAGAGACGUUGGAGUCAGUAGGUCGGGAAUCUGUUUUUCAGUUUGAAAGUGAAGAUCUCCAGCUGCUGCCUCUCAGGGACCUGGCAGUGUUUGGAAACGAAGAAGUAACCUGGGAGUUUGGCUUCACUAUUGGACCAGCAUGCUUCAGCUGA